AUGUUGUCUGAUAUUAAAGAUUAUGGACCGGGCUUCGACUAUUUCCUGAACACUCCGUGCGAUGACUGGGAUGCGCUCCAGUUUCACGAAUUCUGGAAAAAUAACAAUUUCGGUUUAGACAAAGCGACUGUAAUAAGAAGCUUCAACAAAUACAUACAGCAAAUAAAAGAAUAUGGAACAGAAGUGGAAAUAAAGAAUGCGAUACGUCUUGAAAAUCAAUUCAAGUCUUUACCUAGCUUGAAACAUCGUAACGUUGCGGAGGUAAUAAAUAAUUAUAAUACCGAAAAUCGAUUUUAUUCCUGUGAUGGAGUACAAGUUGGAAGUGGCAAUACUAUUCAAAGCAAUAAACGAUCCUAUGGGAAUUGUGAACAAUCAAACGUUGAAGAAAUACCAACUAAAGGGAGUAAAAAACAAAAACCUAUCCAUCCAUCAGAACGAUAUGUAGAAGAUGAACCAUCAGAAUCAGAUGAAGUUAUUUUUGCUCUUCCCAACUGUUGGGAUAAUUCUUUGGAUGGUCAUAAUGAGUCAAAUGGCCAUGACGAGUUGGAUAUAGUAAUAGGGAUACACGAAGAUGAUGAUGAAAAUUCUUUCAUCAUAAAGAACGGAAAAGGAUCAAGAAACAAUAAGUUUAAGACCAUUCUAUCAUGGAAACAUGCAAUCAACAAUAUUGACAUAAAUGAUGCUUCUAUGAAGGAUUGGGUGGCAGAGGAUCACAACGUCUCCCUUGAUUUCCGCAAUUUCCAGCUUGACGUAAUAAAUCAAUUGAAAGACAACCAAACGUUUUCAUAUCUUAAAGAUAUGGAACAGAUAUUAUGUUUGUCAUCAAUAAUGUAUUGUAAUGAAUCCAAGCCAGAAUAUGUAUCAUGUUCUGAAAAAGUGUGGAAGAAAAUUCGCCCAAGACCAUUAACUCCAAUUAUGUUGCCACAAAAUGUUAUAAUGAUAAUUGCUGAAUACAAUACGCUUUUGAAUGAUAAGCAAUUGAUGAAUACAAGAUGGUGUGAAAAUUGGUCACUAAGGGGUACUUUGCAAACGGAUGAAGAUAGAGAUAUUUUUGAGUGUGUGCAAAUAGUGUCAAGAAAUUUUUUUAUGUAUCUAUCCUCAGUAAGUUUCAACAAGAGCAAUGAGUUGAAUGAAGACACAUUUGUCCAUCGGUAUUGCCAUCAAAUUCUUGAAGAGAUAUUUGGUAAAACUGAUUUUGCAUUAGUUUGGGCGAAUGGCGAGUCCGAAAGUUCGAAAGAAAGACGGGCAUUAGAUGGCAACAAUCACGGAAGGAAACCGGACUUUCGGGUACUUGGAAAAGUAGAUGAUGCAAACAGAGAGAUCUUAUUUGGCGAAAUAAACCCGCAGGCCCAUACAGAUAUUAUAAGUAAAAGUGUGAUAAAGCUGGCGAAGUUUAUGAAAGGAUCUUUAGACCUUAUCAUCAAUAGAUGUGGUUACAUUGCCGGUAUAGAAGUCUAUGGAAUAUUGAUCUGUGGAGACGUAAUUCAAGUUUUUAACAUGGAUUUGGCGUAUGAUGGUCUUUAUCGCUGUUGUUUAUUAUCAAAAAUAUUGCUUCCAACGGAGAAUGCGAAUUUUCUAAACAUCGUUACUGUGGUGUCUACAUUAUAUUCAUUGUUGGAAAGGUUAAGAUCUACAAUCAAUGUAGUAAAUUCAUCUCAACUACAAUCAUCAUCUUCAAGUCAUUCUUAUUGCCGGAAAUCGAAUUCGUCACCAAGAAAAAUACGCGUACCGAUGGUCAGAGCUUAG
Molecule: messenger RNA, 1746 nt
Organism: Paraglomus occultum
Lineage: Eukaryota; Fungi; Glomeromycota; Glomeromycetes; Paraglomerales; Paraglomeraceae
Source: the annotation of a GenBank genome assembly